Messenger RNA from Chironomus riparius, 1167 nucleotides. Lineage: Eukaryota; Metazoa; Arthropoda; Insecta; Diptera; Chironomidae. The record is from the annotation of a GenBank genome assembly.
AUGGAAGUUAAAGCAAGUUACAAGAUAAUUGAAGUUGAUGUAAGCAGGCAUUAUCACUGCAUAGUUGAAAGUCAAUUAAUUCCAGAAAAUCAAGAAUUAAAUUUCAAUGGACAGCAUGAAGAAGGAAAUACCAACGAAGACGUGACGAGAAACUCAACAGUCAAUAAAGUUCCUCAAGGACUCAAAAAUGUCUUUCCGAAUAUGAAAAUUUUGUGGAUUAUGAGCUCAAAGCUGAAGAAAAUCAACAAAGAUGACUUAAAAGAGUAUAAAAAUUUGACGGAACUACGAUGCAGCGUUAACGAGCUUGAGUACCUGCCUGGUGACUUAUUUGAUGAUUUUAAAGAUUUAAAAUGGAUUGCCUUUAAUGACAAUAAUUUGAGAGUUGUUGAGCCAAAUAUUCUUGACAAGCUUGAUAAUUUAAUUUAUGUGGAUUUUAGGAACAAUCCACAAUAUGGAAAUAUCCAAAAUGGCUGCAAAAAAUUAAAAAAAUCUCAACAAAAUUUGAUCAAAGACAAUCAGCAACUUCAGAACACAAAGUUGAGACUGGAAACUGAAUUGGAGCAAGAGAAGCUUAAAAACAUCAAAUUAGUCUCCCAGCUUCAAUCUGGAUUUUUUACUGAUUUCAGAAACUUCAUUGAUGAUGACACAACAAAAGACUUCCUCGUCCAAAUUGAAGACCAUGACUUUCCAGUUCACAAGUUCCUGCUUGUCGCUCGCAGUCCAACUCUGGCUGAAAUCUUCAAAACCAACCCAGAAGUUGAAAAUUUAAAUCUUGUCGAUAUUUCUGUGGAAACUUUUGGGAUAAUUCUUAAAUUUCUCUACACUGAUGAACUUCCAGGCGACGAUGCGACGAACAUUUUACAUCUUUUUGCAGCAGCUGGGCAACUUAAAAUUGAGGAACUUAAGGAUUUUGCAGCAAUGAAAAUGAUUAAUCAGAUCAACGAAGAUAAUGCAACGGAAGUGCUGAAUUUAAGCAACAAAUAUGAAAAUCAGAUGUUGAGGAAAAAGGCAUUUGAUGUGAUCAGGGAUAAGCAUCUAGAUAUCAGGUUUAAUCCUGAUUGGGCUGCAAAUGUUGAAAAAAUGACUAAAGUCUUGAAUUAUAUAAAGAAGAGAGAGGAAAUGAUGAGAGCAUUGCAAGCUGAAUUUGAGGAAUUGGCUAGAAAUUGA